This is a messenger RNA of Triticum urartu, 1282 nucleotides long. NCBI's taxonomy places the organism in Eukaryota, Viridiplantae, Streptophyta, Magnoliopsida, Poales, Poaceae. The record is from RefSeq and is a predicted model, not a curated record.
ACACCGUUGCUGAUGUGGAACUCGGUGAGCAGGACAACGAGUCGAAGGCUGCACCUGAGGGGGAGAAUGCAAAACCUGACAGGCAAGUCUCCCCGGACAAGCUCUUACGAGCAGCUCUUUUGAGGGGCCGUUAUGCUGAUGUAAUUGUGAAAGCUCGUGGGAUUCUCUGCCAGGGUGGAGAUAAACAGGAGGAGCUGGAGAAACUGCAGAAGGAAGAGAAAGAACGGCUUCUGGCUGAAGGUAAUGCAGCCAUGGAAGCCCGCAGAGCUGAAGCAGAGGCUGAAUCUAAGCGUAAGCGGGACCUUGAGAGGGAAAAGGCUCGUCAGGCCUUGCAGGAGAUGGAGAGAACUGUAGAAAUGAAUGACAGUGUUGAUCCCAAGGACCUAGAAAUGCUUGGUACAGUCACCACAGAACAUAUUGUGAGUUCUGUCGAUGAAACGAGUCCAGGGCAUUCCCAGGAUGGCAUGCCCAGUUUUCUUCCUGGUUCUGGCAGCAUGUUGGAGAAACUUGGACUAUUUAUGAAAGUAGACGAGGAAGAAGAGGAAGAAGAGCCAUGCAGCAAAGAUGCGGAUGAAGGAGAAAUCAACUAAUGUCUGUUGAGAUAUUGGAGCCUUCUGGUCAAAGACAGAACAAUCGCCUGUUUCAGCUGGCCGACGCACAUGGGGAAAUUGCUGGUAGCUGCGCACAUGUCGGACAUUUUCUCUCAAACGGUGCACGAAAGAAUUCCCUCGAAUUUGGUGCUGCUGGAGGUGUUGAAUCACGUGCUUGCAGGAUUUACGCCUUCGGAAGGGAGGGGAGGACAGAGAUCGAGGCCACAAAAAUCCAGCUGCAAAUGAAAAUGGAGUUCAUCUCUAAAAUCCUCCUGGAAUCAAGACGUUGUUGCGAGCUGUUGUUGGGUGUAUUAAUCUGAUGGAGGCUUCUGGAAGAUUCCUUCUGACUCGCACACGGUCAGAUGUUGGCUCAGUACCACUUCUCACCAACACUUUUGCUGCUGUAAGACGACCAAAUCCAGCUGCUUUGGUGAUAUAGUCCAGUACGGAUUAUGAAUACUAAAGUGCAAGUGGGGCAAUAUCUUUGUCAAAUUUGUAUGCACGUAUCUACGAUUGUUCAUUGUAUACACGGAAGUUCACCAGUAAAGAUUAUAUGGUUAUCACCUGGUACUACAUAGUACAGUAUAAUUUAAUGUAUUUUGGCUACGUUCAGUUUGACUAAUUCAAAUGUAUUGCCUAGAUAUGUACUCCUUCCGUCCCGUCCCAUAAUAUAAGAGCAGUUUUUGACACUA